AUGAUGAACGGCCACGACAUGGAUCUGGAUCAUGUUGUAUCCGACGGAGACUGGAGGGGCUUGACACGGGGAGAGCUUCGAGAAAGCAUCCCACUACGAGGCGACCCUGUACAUGUUUGCCAAUGGCGGGCCACUGGCAAGAUUGUUCUCAAACCAGCGUGCUUUUGGAAGCAAGGCGACAGCCAUCAGUGGAAGCUCCUGCAAAGGCUCAAGCAAAAGGAGUACUGUCGGCACGUCCAGGUGCGACGGCAAGAGUGGCUGUUGCCGUUUGCGUGUACCAAGGGAGUAGCUUCAGAGGUUUUGGACUACAUUAUUCAGUCCGAUCCAGAGUCCAUCGGGGCACGAUGGGUGGGAGGAGAGAAUCAUGAGGGUGGGCCUCCAAAGGGAUCCCUUCCGCUUCAUUGUGCCUGCAGUGCUCUCGCCAACGAUUCCAACCACUGGGGAAGGUAUCAGUUGCGGCGUUUCCUUGCAUCCAUUCAAUUUUUGCUGGAAGCGGACACAGGUGCCGCCAUGGACAACGAAAACAGUUCGUUGGAACUACCAAUACACAUUCUGCUGAGUGGAAGACAACAAGAAGUUGGGUUGGGAAUCAGGGAAAUUGUGGUGGAGGAUCUCGUCGAGGCACAUCCAAAAGCGCUGGAAACCAAAAAUGGGCACGGGCACCUUCCAUUGCACCUUGCUGUUCUAUUCCAAUCCACCGAAAUCGUACAAUUUCUCGUUUGGGAAUACCCGGCAGCAGCUUGUGUACAGGAUAACCAAGGGAAUCUGCCCUUUACCUUGGCGGUGGAAGCAAGGCGUCCCAUGUCCAUCCUCUUGGUGCUGUUGCGUGCCUUUCCGCAAGUUUUGGCGGGGAGAAGUAAAAAAGGGUGUCCGGGGAGAGAUUCAUCUCGCCAAUUCUUACUUCAUGGUCAGAACGGCUUGGAGAGUGAUCGACAAAUUGCAUUGUUUUUACGUCAAGAACGAAAGGUUGUGAGGAGCAAACUGUUGGAUUGUAUCGAGUCUGAGGAGAGGAUGGUCCUCAAAAGGGCUGCCAAAGUGGUUUAUCAGGAAUUGGCUAUAAGCCAUAUCACAGACUGGAUGAGCUCUGUGAGCCGGAAUCUGGCAGUGAUCCUGCAAGAUGAUCACAAGAGUGUUGAGGACAGUGGUGUCCAUGAGUGCGUGGUGCCUCUUCUGGAGUGGGUACGCCAUCAGAAUGACCCUGUGCAGAAGAAACUCGAGAAACUGGCUUUCCGAUGGGAUCGUAUUGCAAGGCUGGCAGCACCCGACGGGGACUUUUGA
Molecule: messenger RNA, 1278 nt
Organism: Seminavis robusta
Lineage: Eukaryota; Bacillariophyta; Bacillariophyceae; Naviculales; Naviculaceae
Source: the annotation of a GenBank genome assembly